GCGAACUUCCGGCAGGCACCGGGGAGGAGGAGCUAAUACAUCCGAGAAGAAGGAGUUGUCUCCGGCGGCGGUGGAAGUCAAUUGAUGGCAGCACCGGAACAAAGCAAAUAACCGAAUAUAACCGGCACCUGCUGAACUGUGAGAGAUGCAGAGCUCAUCCUGCCAGUGACCAGAGCUCACCAUCCCCAUACCAACCAAGACACAGCAGGAUACAGACCAGACUCGCCAUGGCUGCCAGGCAGCAGAGACCUGCAGCUGCUGCAGACGGCUCAGCAGAGGCCAGAAGGACAGACGUCAGGACCAAUGAGAAGAAGUGCUCUUGGGCCUCCUACAUGACCAACAUUCCAACUGUGAUAGUGAUGAUUGGGUUGCCCGCCAGAGGGAAAACCUACAUGUCCAAGAAGCUGACACGCUACCUCAACUGGAUUGGAGUGCCAACUAAGGUAUUUAACCUCGGAGUUUAUAGGAGAGAAGCAGUGCAGUCAUACAAGUCCUAUGACUUCUUCAGACAUGACAAUAAAGAAGCAAUGCAAAUCAGAAAACAGUGUGCUCUGACGGCACUGCAGGAUGUCAAGACCUACGUGAAUGAGGAGGGAGGCCAGAUCGCUGUUUUUGAUGCCACCAACACCACCAGAGAGAGACGAGAACUCAUCCUUAAUUUUGCAAAGGAUAACUCAUACAAGGUGUUUUUCGUUGAAUCGAUAUGUGACGAUCCAGAUGUCAUCGCUACAAACAUCCUGGAUGUGAAGGUGUCCAGCCCAGAUUAUCCCGAGAGGAACAGAGAAAGCGUCAUGGAGGAUUUUCUGAAGAGAAUAGAAUGCUAUAAAGUGACGUACCAACCUUUGGAUCCGGACGAACACGACAAGAACCUGUCCUUCAUCCAGGUCAUCAACGUUGGCCGUCGUUUCUUGGUCAACAGGGUGCAGGACUACAUCCAGAGUAAAAUAGUGUACUACCUCAUGAACAUCCACGUACACUCCCACUCCAUCUACCUCUGUCGACACGGAGAGAGCUUUCACAAUGUGGAGGGACGCAUCGGGGGGGACUCUGAGCUGUCAGAGAGAGGCAGAGAGUUCUCGGCAGCUCUGAAGGGUUUUGUGGAAGAGCACCAUCUGUCAGACCUGAAAGUCUGGACGAGCCAGCUGAGACGUACCAUCCAGACAGCAGAGGAGCUGGGAGUUCCCUACGAGCAGUGGAAGAUCCUCAAUGAAAUAGAUGCUGGAGUGUGUGAAGAAAUGACCUAUGAAAUGAUUGAGGAAAAACACCCGGAGGAGUUUGCCAUGAGGGACCAGGACAAGUACCAUUACCGCUACCCUGGGGGAGAGUCCUACCAGGACCUGGUUCAGCGGUUGGAGCCUGUCAUCAUGGAGCUGGAACGGCAGGGCAACGUGCUCGUCAUCUGCCAUCAGGCCGUCAUGCGCUGCUUGCUGGCCUACUUCCUGGACAAGAGUGCAGAUGAUCUUCCCUACUUGAAGUGUCCCCUGCACACUGUCCUAAAGCUCACCCCUGUGGCAUAUGGUUGUAAAGUGGACAUGUUUGACCUGAAGGUGAAGGCUGUCAACACUCACAGGAACAGACCUUUAAAUAAAGUCAAAACAGAUGUUGUGCAUCCAGCUUUCCACCGAAGAAACAGCUUCACUCCGUUGUCCAGCCAAGACCAGAUUAAACGACCUCGUCUUUACAGCGUGGGAAACCCUCCACAGGCUCACGUGCCCCAGGCCCCACAUUUACCCAGCAUGCUGUUCCCUGAUGUGUCGGAGAAGGCAGAGCUGCAGCAGAGCGAGGACUCUAUCAACGGCUUCAGCGCAGCAGACCCAGACGAAUGUGUUCAGGAUUGAAGAAGCACAUAAAGAGGCUUUUCUCCACAUGGAUGUAUCACCAGUUCUGAGGACCAGCAGUAAAAUCCCCACCAGCGUCAGCCAUUACAUUCUCAAGCACUGUAUUACACACAGUAUGUGGGCGUAGCAGAAUGUGUGUUAUCUGUUCAGUGUUUGUUGGAUAGGUUAUGUGCGUGUUAGUGAGUGCACAUACAUACUCAAUGCCUUUGCACAGUAGCCUUCAAAUCUAAGCUGUGAUCUGGCUUGGAUGUAUAAAAAUGUAGAGCUUUGUAGUACGUUAAUACUCUGAAAACCCGUUUGUUAGUUUUUAGCACACUCCACACACUGUCGUCUACAGUCGUAUUAUGCUGUAUUGAAACAUGCUGAUUGUGAAUUGUAUACCUCAAUGGAAGUGACUGCUUUUAGUUUCAGUGUAAGGGCGUGCCUCUCUUGAAGGAAGCCAUGUACAGCCUUAGCUUCUCCUCAGAUUCUGUCUUUAAAGGGGACCUAUUAUUAUUCUUUUCUUUAUUUUCUGUCACAUGUAUAAUGUCAGGGUGUCAGAGUUCAUGUUCAACGUGGCCAAAGUUUCCGACAAUGAGGUAAAUGUAUGUAAACAUAAUCCCUGUGAUAUCCCUGUGUAUUUUCCCGCUUCUGAGACAAGAUGGCAUCAGCUUGUGGUGGGUUUCUAUAUUUGGUCGUCUGCUCCAGACACGCUACUGCAAGUGUUUGCAUUGUUUGAUUUAAUAACGUAGCCUACACUGCUACAUGUAGCUACAUGCUAACAUCAGGGAGACAUCAUCAUCGAUGGUCUCAGGAAAAUAAAGUGUUUUUUAACAUUAAAGUUUGAACCUAAAAAAUAAAAAUUAAUAGGUCCCCUUUAAGUUACUUAUUUAAACAUUCUUUUUCUCAUGUGGUUUGAUAAGAUGUAGUGAUAAUUUUAUUUUGAAGUGUAAUUUAAGGCAUAAUAAGCUUUCAGUGGGCGGACACAAGUUAAAAGAAAAAACAAAAUGUUUUGUCUGGCCCGUAUAAAAACGACUGUACUUCUUUUCCUCCUCUCUUCAGUGAUGCCUACCUGUGUGUUCUGCCUUCUCCUCAAAUAACAGCUUUAAUAUAUUCAGCUGUCUACUGUGAGUGAUGAUGUAGCACUGAAACUGAAUCCACAGAAGUGAUGCAAAUAUUUCCAACACAAAGUGCUCCUGAGUUUUAAUAUAUUUAAGUUUCUUUGUACAGAAAAGCAAAUCAUUUGUGCACUCCUGAUGCAUUAUUCUGAUGAAAAUACACUGUAUGUUAUUUACCGGCUUCAUAGAAACCAUAUGGACGACACUGAUUCACGUGACUUUGAUUUUGCUAUCAGCAGUAAAUCAAUAUUUGGAAGAAGUGCCUCUGUUCAAAGGACAACGAGACUGUGACAGUUGUAAUCAAAAGUAUUUAAAUAAAUGUUAUGCAAAGGUAUGUUGAAGGGUUGCUGAUGUGUUUCGAUGUCUUAAAAAAGAGCUUGGAUGUUAUUGCACACUGUGCCAUACAUGUUUCAUUUAAUAAAUUUGAUUUAAAUGCA
This is a messenger RNA of Epinephelus fuscoguttatus (brown-marbled grouper), 3372 nucleotides long. It is a transcript of the gene pfkfb2a, whose product is annotated as 6-phosphofructo-2-kinase/fructose-2,6-biphosphatase 2a. Bases 228 to 1838 code for a protein of 536 amino acids. The transcript has 17 exons. The record is from RefSeq and is a predicted model, not a curated record. Gene Ontology annotation, molecular function: 6-phosphofructo-2-kinase activity; ATP binding; fructose-2,6-bisphosphate 2-phosphatase activity. Gene Ontology annotation, cellular component: cytosol. Gene Ontology annotation, biological process: fructose metabolic process; fructose 2,6-bisphosphate metabolic process. Lineage: Eukaryota; Metazoa; Chordata; Actinopteri; Perciformes; Serranidae.